AUUAAAUGGAUUUAUUCAUCGAAUCCUUCAAAUUAUCAUUUAUUGUAGCAAUUUUAUAUAUCCCAAUUUCUUGUAACAUAGUACUUGGUAAAUGGCUAAUUAAUAAUUAUUAUGGUGUUAUUUUAUUAUAUAUACACACACACACAAAUGUAAGCAUGCCUAAGGAUGAAUAUAAAAGAGAGAAAAACUUGAGGCUAUCAGAAUAUUAUAAUUAUUGAGAUGGUAGGAAGCGAUCCAUAAAGCAGACAGCAUUGCAUAUGCUCUGCACAACCUCUGGUUUCUCAUUUUUAUUAAACUAAUAAUACAAUUACAAUAUAGCAACUACUGCCUUUCUUUUUUUUUUAUUUUAUUUAUCAUAUUCCAAAUACCAUUCUACUUUCCUCCAAUUGCAGCAAAGAGAAGAAUAUCAACAAGCUAAGGAGGGAUGAAUAAUGUCAAAAAUGAAUCGGAGGAGAAGAAGAAGAAGAAGAAGGAGAUUGAGAGAGAGGAAGAGUUAACAACAGUGCUUGAUGGUGUUAACAAUGAUAAUGAGGAUUUAAAAAGAGUGCAGCCAUGGAAUAAACAGAUCACAGUUCGCGGAGUAAUUGCAAGUAUAUUAAUUGGAUCAAUAUUCAGUGUUAUUGCAAUGAAGUUGAAUCUUACAACCGGGAUAACUCCGAACCUGAAUGCGUCGGCAGCUCUUCUUGCAUACAUAUUCAUUAAAGCAUGGACUAAACUUCUUCACAAAUUCGGAAUGGUUUCGGCACCUUUCACUAAGCAGGAGAAUACUAUGAUUCAAACAUGUGUUGUUGCAUGUUAUAGUAUUGCAAUUGGAGGGGGAUUUGGAUCUUAUUUGUUGGGAAUGAACAUAAAAACAUUUGAGCUGUCAGGUGGUCGGAGUACGGAGGGGAAUACUCCGAGCAGUAUUAAAGAGCCCGGGAUUGGCUGGAUGACUGGCUUCCUCUUUCUAGUCUGUUUCAUCGGCCUUUUCGUUUUGAUUCCUCUUCGUAAAAUCUUGAUAAUCGACUACAAGUUGACCUUCCCAAGUGGCAUGGCAACUGCAGUUCUUAUCAAUGGUUUCCAUACCAGAGGCGACAAAAUGGCCAAGAAGCAAGUGAGGGGUUUCAUAAAGUCCUUCUCGAUGAGUUUCCUGUGGGGAUUUUUCCAGUGGUUUUACACUGCAAAAGAGCAAUGUGGUUUCUCACAGUUUCCUACAUUCGGACUGCAAGCAAGGAAGCAAACAUUUUAUUUUGAUUUUAGCUUGACAUAUGUCGGGACUGGAAUGAUAUGCUCACACAUUGUGAACUUGUCGUUGCUUCUCGGAGCAGUGCUUUCAUAUGGUAUGAUGUGGCCAUUAAUCAGAAAGCUUAAAGGAGAUUGGUUCCCAUCAGAUAUGCCUGAGAGCAGUAUGAAGAGUCUUAACGGCUACAGGGUAUUUAUCUCCAUUGCCCUCCUUCUUGGUGACGGGCUCUACAAUUUCAUUAAGAUAUUACGCAUCACAAUCGUUAAUGUCCACACCAGGUUUAACACCAAAAAUCUCAACUCAGCUGGAGGAGCAAAUGAGGAGAAAGGCCCAAGUGAUCUUAGACAAGAUGAGGUUUUCGUAAGAGAAGGUAUCCCAAUGUGGAUAGGGGCCGUUGGUUACGUAACCCUAGCCAUUAUAUCAGUUAUAGCAAUUCCGUUCAUAUUUCCAGAGCUCAAGUGGUACUUUAUUCUCACUGCAUACAUUUUCGCUCCGUCUUUGGCAUUUUGCAACGCGUACGGAGCUGGAUUGACUGAUAUAAACAUGGCUUACAACUACGGCAAAGUCGGACUAUUCACAAUUGCUGCAAUGUCCGGCAAAGAGAAUGGGGUGAUAGCUGCAAUGGCUGCUUGCGGUCUGUUCAAAUCGAUAAUAAACGUUUCUUGCAUUCUCAUGCAAGACUUCAAAACGGGGCAUCUAACAUUGACAUCACCAAAAAUAAUGUUGCUUAGCCAGGCAAUUGGAACAGCUCUGGGCUGUAUAGUUUCGCCUUUGAGCUUCUUUAUGUUCUACAAAGCGUUUGAUAUCGGAAAUCCAGAUGGAGAAUUCAAGGCACCUUACGCUAUAAUAUACAGAAACUUGGCAAUAAUUGGGGUGCAAGGAUUUUCUGCUCUGCCACAGCACUGCCUGCAGCUAUGCUACGGAUUCUUCGCUUUUGCAAUAGGGGUUAAUUUAGUGAAAGAUAUUUCACCAAAGAGAAUAGGGAAAUGGAUGCCACUCCCAACGGCAAUGGCUGUGCCGUUUCUGAUUGGAGGGUAUUUUGCAAUUGAUAUGUGCGUUGGGACAGCUAUCGUGUUUGUGUGGCACAAAAUAAACUCUAACAAGGCAGAGCUGAUGGUUCCUGCAGUAGCUUCAGGUUUGAUAUGUGGAGAAGGUAUUUGGACACUUCCUGCUUCUGUUUUGGCACUUGCUAAAAUCACUCCACCAAUCUGCAUGAAUUUCUUGCCAGCCUAAUAAGUAAUAAUGCAUGGGAUCUUUUUUUCUCUUUUUUUUUUCUUUUUUUUUUCUUUUUCUUUUUUUUAUAGAUAAAUCUCUGUGUCAAGUAAUUGUUAUAGAUUGUUAUAGUGCAUGCUAUAACUAUAAUAAUAAAGAGAAUAAUUAAUCAUGCAGUAGCCUUCUCUAGUACCUUCAUCUAUCUUGACCAAACAUCAUAUUUACUUUGUGAUUGGUAUUA
Molecule: messenger RNA, 2675 nt
Organism: Erythranthe guttata (spotted monkey flower)
Lineage: Eukaryota; Viridiplantae; Streptophyta; Magnoliopsida; Lamiales; Phrymaceae
Gene: YSL1
Product: YELLOW STRIPE like 1
Biological process (GO): response to iron ion; seed development
Cellular component (GO): plasma membrane
Molecular function (GO): iron-nicotianamine transmembrane transporter activity; oligopeptide transmembrane transporter activity
Source: RefSeq, a predicted model, not a curated record